AUGGCUCCCAAGGCACGAGACAAUGCGUAUAUCGAGAAGAGGAAGGAGGGUCCUUCUCUUCAGAAAAUCUUGAAGCAAGAGGACGAAAAGAAGAAGUUCUUGAAGGAUCUCGUAAAAAGGGUUGAGGAAGCUGAAGCGGAGGCGGCCCGUCUCAAUCUGGAUUUGAAUGAGCAAAGAAAUUUGCGCAUUCGUUAUCAGAAAGGCGUCGAGGCACUGGGCAAGCAGAUUGCCGAGUACCAAGAGGGAGUCAGAAACAACUCUUACGUCGUGGUCCUCAUUGACGGCGAUGGUGCCAUCUUCCAUGAAGCGUUUCUAGAGACGCCUGCCCAUGGAGCUCCUGACGCUUGCCGGCGGCUGAAUGAGAACAUCAAGGACCAUCUCAAGUCGACAGGUGGGAAGGAGGACCUGCCCGUCUUCGCUCGCGUUUAUGCCGAUCUUGACAAUCUGGCGAAUGCGAUCCACCAAUCCGGCAUUGUUGACAGUAAGGAGAAGGUCUCCAGAUUCUUCGAGCACUUUACCAACAGCCGUGCUGAGUUUGAGUUUAUCAAUGUUGGUUUCGGCAAAGAGAACGCAGAUUGCAAGAUGAAAAAAAUGCUGGAUUAUUAUUGCACCGACCCUCGGUGCGAGAGAAUCUACUUUGUCGGCUGCCAUGACGGGGGCUAUAGCCACGUUCUCAAGGAACAUCUCAACAGCCAGAAGCGCAUCUUCCUGGUCGAAACGACCCCAGCGCCCUACUUGUUCAAGUGGCUCGGUUUUGAAAAACUGAGUUUCGGUGAUGUCUUCAGAAAGGAGCCUCUGCCAACCAGAGACAGCCCUUUCUUUCAGAUUGCAGCGAGCCGCGUCGGUUCGAAUCGAGCCAGCGACCGAGAGAUCAUGCCUAAAGAGGGCCCGGCUUGCCCUCCAAGCCCCUCGACGAUGGUCGGGUCUCCAAUUCUAAAUGCGGCCGUGCCUGUGCCUGUGAAGAGGCUUCCCAUCAGGCUCCCACCCAGUCGCGCAUCAUCGGCAAGCAACGAUGGCUUUCCAUCCGCCAUCCGCCAGCCAGAAAAGUCCGCUAAAUACAAAUACAUCAACUUCAACAAGCAUGGAGCUCGAGUAGACCCCGAGGUGGUUAAAUCCAGCAAGGAAGCCAAGAAUUCAUACAAUGAGAAGUUCACCGCACUGGAAUCCGCCGACAAAAAAAAAAAGGUCUUCUGCAACUCGUGGUACUUGAAUGGCCAAUGUGGCUGGGCAAAGGACUGCGAAAAGGUGCACGACGUGGAGCUGACCGAGGAGGAGCUCCUGGUCCAUCGGGAGAAGGUCCGCGGCUCUCUCUGCAACAACGGGGUGAAGUGCAAGGAUUUCGAUUGUAAGCUCAGCCAUCAUUGCCCUGAGGGCCAGAAUUGCCGCAGAAAGUACAGUUGCAAGUUCAUCACGAAGAAGGAUGGAAAUUUGCAUUACGACGAAGCGUCCCUGAAAACUGUGUUUCGUCUGAGGGAGAGUACCACUGGUCCUGACAUCAAAGUGAAACUUGGCUCUUAA
Molecule: messenger RNA, 1518 nt
Organism: Clonostachys rhizophaga
Lineage: Eukaryota; Fungi; Ascomycota; Sordariomycetes; Hypocreales; Bionectriaceae
Source: the annotation of a GenBank genome assembly